Molecule: messenger RNA, 1465 nt
Organism: Hyla sarda
Lineage: Eukaryota; Metazoa; Chordata; Amphibia; Anura; Hylidae
Gene: TECR
Product: trans-2,3-enoyl-CoA reductase
Exons: 12
Coding region: 155-1201 (348 amino acids)
Biological process (GO): very long-chain fatty acid biosynthetic process
Molecular function (GO): oxidoreductase activity, acting on the CH-CH group of donors
Source: RefSeq, a predicted model, not a curated record
GUGUGGGACCGCUGAGGAAGCGAAAAGAUAGCUGAGAUAGUAAAAUAUCCCUGAAAAUAAGACCGUCAGGAGAGGAAAGAAGGAGGCACUUGGGAAUACUGAAGGAACUUGUUGGUGAACGUGAGGGAGUGAAAGAAAAGCAUCCUUUUCGACCAUGGAUAUGAACUCUGUGGUUUCGGAAAUAAGACGGCCCAAGAAUCAGAAUGAUAGUCCUGGUCCCACCAGGCGUGCAUCUUCUAAAGCUCAAAAGAAAAAGACCCCUGCUAAACGUGCUACUGUUUAUUUCGAGGUGGAGAUCCUUGAUGCCAAGACGCGGGAGAAGCUCUGCUUCCUGGACAAGGUGGAGCCCAAUGCAACCGUCGCAGACAUAAAGAGCAUGUUCAACAAGGCCCAUCCUGAGUGGUAUCCUUCCCGGCAGUCACUGCGUCUGGAUCCAAAGGGAAGGUCGCUGAAAGACGAGGAUAUUCUGCAGAAUCUACCCGUGGGAACCACCGCUACACUGUACUUCAGAGACCUGGGAGCGCAGAUCAGCUGGGUCACGGUGUUCCUCACAGAGUAUGCCGGGCCAUUGGUCAUCUACUUACUUUUCUACUUCCGAGUCCCCUUUAUUUAUGGCCCCAAGUACGACUUCAUCACGAGCCGGCACUCCGUGGUACACCUGGCUUGUAUCUGUCAUUCGUUUCACUAUAUUAAGCGUCUCCUGGAAACUCUCUUUGUACAUCGCUUCUCUCAUGGCACGAUGCCGUUCCGAAAUAUUUUCAAGAACUGUAUGUAUUACUGGGGAUUUGCAGCCUGGAUGGCAUACUACAUCAACCACCCCCUGUAUACGCCCCCAGCAUUCGGAGAACAGCAGGUGAAGUUGGCAGUCGCCAUAUUUUUGUUCUGUCAGCUGGGCAAUUUCUCCAUACACAUUGCCUUGAGGAACCUGCGGCCAGCCGGCUCAAAGACCCGAAAGAUUCCUUUCCCUACUCGUAAUCCGUUCACAUGGCUCUUCCUACUGGUGUCCUGCCCCAACUACACUUAUGAGGUUGGCUCUUGGAUUGGGUUUGCCAUCAUGACCCAGUGUCUUCCUGUCGCUCUCUUCUCCCUGGUCGGGUUCAUCCAGAUGACAAUUUGGGCCAAAGGAAAACAUCGCAGUUACUUGAAAGAGUUUAAGGACUACCCACCUCUCCGCUCUCCCAUCGUCCCCUUCCUCCUGUGAUUUUAUGCCCUUAUAUCCCUGUUCUAGAACUCUAACUUCCCACCUAUGCACUGAAGGACCCCGCACUGAAGUCUCCUCAUGGGCCGUCCCUGGAAGAAUCAGUCUCAUCAUUUUUCUUUCUUUUUUUUUUUCUUUCCUUUUUUUUUAAUACUGUGAAGAGAUGGGAUGAAUUUUAUUAGUUGCAUUUGUCAGCACGUUUUUUUGGUACUCAUAAAUAUGUGGGAUAUGAUAAAGUAGAUCUGGAUAUUAUCAUUUGAUCAUUGU